Lineus longissimus is the source of this 2973-nucleotide messenger RNA. RefSeq lists its product as uncharacterized. The transcript has a single exon. Gene Ontology annotation, molecular function: nucleic acid binding. The record is from RefSeq and is a predicted model, not a curated record. Bases 1 to 2973 code for a protein of 990 amino acids. Lineage: Eukaryota; Metazoa; Nemertea; Pilidiophora; Heteronemertea; Lineidae. Gene Ontology annotation, biological process: DNA integration.
AUGAAAGUUAGGAUCGUAUUCGACGCAUCAGCUAAGACAAACGGAACAUCAUUGAAUGACAAUAUUUGCCAAGGACCAAAGCUACAGAGAAACCUGGUGGAUGUUUUGCUACGUCUCAGGAGGAACCCCGUGGCAUUAGUUUGCGACAUCUCGCAGAUGUAUUUACAGAUCGGAUUAGCUCCGGAGGAUAGGCCUUACCAUCGUUUUCUUUGGAGAGGAGAAGACAAAGAAGAGCCCAACGAACACGAAUUUAAUCGAGUCGUCUUCGGUGUUAACGCGUCACCAUUUUUGGCUCAGUUUGUUAGUCAAGAACACGCACGCAAGUACAAGUCGCAGUACCCACUGGCAUCAGAGACGGUUCUGAAAUCUACGUACAUGGAUGACUCUAUGGACUCAGUACAAGAUGACAAAAGCGGCAUUGAACUCUACAAACAACUGAACAAGUUGUGGGGUAUAGCCGGAAUGGACGCACGGAAGUACCUGUCAAAUUCACCCAAGGUCUUAGCUGAGAUACCAAUAGAAGACAGAGCAUCGCAGAUCAGUCUUGAUGGAGGAGAGUUACCAUCUGUUAAAACUCUGGGAGUGAUGUGGAAAGCAGAGGAAGACAUCUUCACGUUCGAGCCAAAACCAGUGGAGGAUGACUUCAAGUUGACGAAACGCAAUUUUCUCCGCAAAAUUGCUGCAGUAUUCGAUCCACUAGGUUUUAUCGCACCAUACGUUAUGCAAGGACGCAUCGUACUACAGAAGGUCUGGGUCGCAGGAUACAACUGGGAUGACGCCAUUCUUGGAGAAACUGCUGACGAUGCCAACAACUGGUUUGAAGGGCUACCACAAGUUGAGAACGUCAAAGUACCCAGAUGCCUGAGACUCGAAUCAGCUAAGAAAAUGAUCAACGCACAGCUGCAUACGUUUGUGGACGCAUCCCAAGACCCAUACGGGUGUUGUAUUUUCCUGAGGACAGAAUAUGAAGACCGAACAGUGGCAGUACGACUGGUAGCAUCCAAGGGAAAAGUAGCCCCACUGAUAGCACUCAGCAUCCCUAGACUCGAGUUGAUGGCAGCCAUAGAGGGACUACGGCUAACGGUCACCGUAUCAUCAACACUAGAGAUAUCCAUCAAAGAAGUCGUAUUCUGGUCUGACAGCAUGAACGUCCUGUGGUGGAUCAGAGGAAGGAGCCGCAAGUUCAAGCCAUUCGUCGCAAAUCGAGUCGGAGAAAUACAGGGUAUAACAUCGCCAGAACAAUGGAGACACGUGCCGACAGAUGUCAACCCUGCCGAUCUAGUCUCUCGAGGAAUGGGAAUAAAAGAUCUACUAGCAUCCAAGAUAUGGUGGUCGGGACCUGCCUUUCUACAACAAGGAACAAGUGAAUGGCCUGAGAAUAAGGUGGACGACCGCAACAUAGCGAUAGUAGAACUAGAAGUGAAGAAGACAGAGAGAACGCACGUGACCACAAAUGAAGACACAUCUGAGCAGCCCAUCGAGGAAAAUAGCGUUUUGAGACUGGAACCGUCACAUUUCUCUAGCUGGAUGCAGUUAUGCAGGAGACAAGCCUGGGUUCGGAGAUUCAUCGACAACUGCAGAAAAUCGAAUGAAGAUCGUCAGAUCGGAGAAUUGAGCCCAGAGGAAAUAGAAAGGUCAGGAGACGUGAUCAUCUCCAAGGCACAACAAGAUACGUUUGCUGAAGAAUGCAAAGCAUUACGUCGAGGAGGUAAAAUUCACAAGACAAGCAAGCUAUCGGACCUGAAUCCAAUGAUCGAUGAAAAUGGUGUCCUUCGAAGUGACGGACGACUGACCCAAGCGGAAUUCCUACCGUUUGAGACGAAAUACCCAGUGAUACUACCUAGAGGACAUCACGUCACAAGAUUGAUAGUGAGAUACUAUCACGAGAAGGGACGACACGUACAAGGAGUAAACCACACGCUAGCUGAAUUAUCUAGUCGCUAUUGGGUAAUUUGCGGGCGGGAGGAAAUCAGAGAAUGCGAGAGACAAUGUCCGAUGUGUAAAAGACGGAAGAGCAAACCAGGCACACAAAUCAUGGCACCUCUUCCGAGAAGUAGACUACAAUAUCAAUUACGAGCCUUCAUAAUGUCUUCCACAGAUUUCGGAGGUCCGUAUUAUACAAAGCAAGGACGUGGAAGAGCACAGAUGCGCCGGUACUUAUGUCUAUUCACGUGUCAAACAACCCGAGCUGUUCACCUGGAGAUGGCAUACAGCCUGGAUACGGAUUCAUUCCUCAAUGCAUUCAAUCGCAUGAUCAACAGACGUGGCAUCGUAAAGGAGAUGACAUCAGACAAUGCAGGAAACUUUGUAAAGGGGAACCGUGAGUUGCGUGAAAUCGUUGAGCAGUUCGAUCAAGAAAGAAUCAAGAAAGAAACCUCUACGCUUGGAGUGAGAUGGCAUUUCAACCCCCCAUUAGGACCACACCACGGAGGAGUACACGAGAGCCUAAUCAAAUCUGCCAAAAGGGCAAUUCAAGCAGUUCUUGGGAAGGCCGACAUAACAGACGAAGAACUGAUGACAGCUUUCACUGGUGUCGAGGCUCUAUUGAACUCAAGACCUCUGACGUACCAGUCAGCAGAUCCGACAGACAACAUUCCGUUGACGCCAAAUCACUUCCUCCAUGGACAGUUAGGAGGGCAAUUCGCACCAGAGGCGGUAGACGUCGUGCAGUACAAUCCAAGGAAACGGUGGAGAGUAGUACAACAAUUGAUCAAGCAAGUUUGGGAACGGUGGAUGAAAGAAUUCAUCCCAGAAUUAAAUCGGCGGAAGAAAUGGAGAAAGGAAGAACCAGAUAUGGACGUAGGAGACGUUGUACUGGUCGUGGAUAGUAGAACAACGCGCGGAAACUGGAAAAUGGGACGAAUCACAGAAGUCUUCAAGGGAAAAGAUGGCCAUACACGAGUGGCAAGAGUGCAGAACGGAAACUUGAGCCAGAUACGCCCAAUUACGAAACUGUGUAAACUCGAGGUUUAG